Molecule: messenger RNA, 366 nt
Organism: Triplophysa dalaica
Lineage: Eukaryota; Metazoa; Chordata; Actinopteri; Cypriniformes; Nemacheilidae
Gene: tstd1
Product: thiosulfate sulfurtransferase like domain containing 1
Exons: 3
Coding region: 1-366 (121 amino acids)
Cellular component (GO): mitochondrion
Molecular function (GO): thiosulfate-cyanide sulfurtransferase activity
Source: RefSeq, a predicted model, not a curated record
AUGUACCGAUUCCUGUUUGCUAUAGAUAAGGAGAUAUCUUACAGUGAUCUCAAAACUCUCUUGAAGAAGGGUUCAGGAAUUGUUGUGGAUGUACGCUCCAAAGAUGAAGUAGACAAAGGCCGUAUUUCAGGUUCCAUCCACAUCCCAGUGGAAAAUGUGGAAAGUGACAUGUCCCUGGAUUCAGCUGAGUUCAAGUCUAAGUUUGGUGUAGCUAAGCCUUCUUUGGACUCCUCGGAACUGAUUUUCCACUGUCAGCUGGGAAGACGUGGAGCUGCUGCCACAGAGAAAGCCAGAAGCCUGGGGUUCAAGAAUUCGCGUAACUAUGCUGGAGGCUACAAGGAGUGGUCAGAAAAGGAGGGCAAAUGA